AAGUGAGGCCCUAGAUUCAAGAUAUUUGGACGGUCCGAAAAUCCGCGAGAAACGGCGGCCACACCUCUGCUGGGCGCCAAAAGUCCGUCAAUCACGCCGCCGCUUGGGCCGCCCAUUUCCUCUAACAGUACGAAGAAGCCAUUCUCAUUCUAUACUUGCUUGAUAGAGAAUUGGCAGAGGCAGAGCUCUGAGGAAGCUGUAGAGGCAAUGGAGAAGGGAGAGGAAGGAGGAGAGGAGUACCUGUUCAAGAUAGUGGUGAUCGGCGACUCUGCCGUGGGCAAGUCCAACUUGCUUUCCCGCUUCGCCCGAGACGAGUUCGAUUUGCACUCCAAGGCCACCGUCGGCGUCGAGUUCCAGACGCAGGUCGUCGCCGUCGACGGCAAGGAGGUCAAGGCGCAGGUCUGGGACACUGCCGGCCAGGAGCGCUUCCGCGCCGUCACCUCCGCUUACUACCGAGGCGCCGUCGGCGCUCUCAUCGUCUACGACAUCUCCCGCCGCUCUACCUUCGAUAGCAUCAAACGCUGGCUGGAUGAGCUCAACACUCAUUGUGACACCACGGUAGCAAGAAUGCUGGUUGGAAACAAGUCUGAUUUAGAGGACAUUAGAGAUGUGUCCAUGGAGGAAGGCAAAAGCCUGGCCGAAGAAGAAGGGUUGUUCUUCAUCGAGACCUCUGCUCUGAACUCUACCAAUGUCAAGACAGCUUUCGAGAUUGUUAUCCGCGAAAUCUACCAAAAUGUUAGCCGGAAAGUGUUGAGCUCUGAGUCCUACAAGGCUGAGCUAUCCGUCAAUCGUGUUAGCCUGGUUAAUGACUCGUCCAAGCACAAUAAGGGAGCUCUAUCUUGCUGUUCAACUUGAUUUCUGCCAUCACAUUCUUGUGAAGAUGUUCCAAUUCUGAUCUGCUCCUUUCAUAUCCCAUGGUAAUUAAGCUCUGAAUUUUGCUUGUUAUUAUGCCCAUUAAAUCGGUUGCAUUUGUUCACAGCCCCGUCUCAGAUCAAUUUCAGAACCGGGGAUUGCAUUUCAUUGAGAAAUAUGAGUAUUUUUUGGUUGCCGGAUUGUGGAGUAAUAGCAAAACAUGCAGACUUUUACAGUGUGUUUCAAGUAGACAUAAGCGAGUGAGUUGUUCACAUUCUCAUCUUGCUUCAUUGUAACAUCAUGCUCAAUUGGCUUCAAUUAGAGGAGCUGUGCAUCUAAUUAUGUUAUCCAUGAAAAUACAUUUGUCUCAUAGAAUGUAUUUGCAGGGCAUUGAGGAGAAUGUUUUAUCGUAAUAGCAAUAUGUGUCGCAAUCUAA
Diospyros lotus (date-plum) is the source of this 1288-nucleotide messenger RNA. Its product is annotated as ras-related protein RABA5b-like. The coding region runs from base 208 to 855 and encodes 215 amino acids. Gene Ontology annotation, molecular function: GTPase activity; GTP binding. The record is from RefSeq and is a predicted model, not a curated record. NCBI's taxonomy places the organism in Eukaryota, Viridiplantae, Streptophyta, Magnoliopsida, Ericales, Ebenaceae. The transcript has 2 exons. Gene Ontology annotation, cellular component: endosome.